CCACAUAUGUAUACAUUCAAAUAAAAAUAAAAUAAACGACCACUACUGUGGUGUUACGAAAGAAAACUGAGCAUGUCUGUUUGGAGAAAACUGCGUGUAACUCGUGUGACACACAGUUGAAGUAUUGUAGUAGACCUGUUGACAACAUAUAGUGCAGAUCAUUCUAGUUUCAAUAGCAAUGGGUGCUAUUUGUAAUUUGCACACGCUUAUUUGGAUUUUAGUCUGUGGUGUAAUAAUUCAUGGCAGUCGCCUAAAAAGAACUGUUACCUCCAAUUAUAUAUCAUCACAGAUUUAUCCAAAAGAUACGUAUACAGUCUACAGAGAUUCAAAAGUGUAUGCUAGAAUUGCUGAACCUUUGCCGGAUGUAAGGCUACAAAAAAUUAAUUUUCGAUUUCAAGUAAAUCAAAAUCCUGAAAUAUUCGGUAUAACAGUUGAUGGCAUAGUAUACAUCAAGAAUGCAAUAUUUUUAAAGAAAUUUAAUCAAUCUCAAUCUACACUAAAAAUCGUUUGUGGUGAUGAUCAAAUAACAAUAAUUACUUUAAAUUUUAAAAAUCUACCUAAUGAACAAUGUAAGGAAACGUCACACUGUUCUAAUAUACACUUAGACAUAAAAUCCGAGUGUACAUCAUCAUGUGGAAUUGGGUCUAUUUCUAAAUGUCAGUGGCGAGAAUCAUCAAAACCAGAUAUGAUUACUGUUAAUUAUUCAACAUGCACUCCAGAUACAAAAACUUGUCCAGAUGGAUAUUGCGACAGUUUAGAAAAGAUUAACUAUUUGAUUUGUCCACAAGACUGUACCAAUAAAGUAUUCGGAACUGGCUCAAAAGGGAAAAACGGAAUUUUGAGAGCUAAAGGUGUAUGUACAUGUGAUGAAAUCGGAAAGUGUACGUGUGAAUCAAAGAUGAACGCUGGUCGAAAAAAUAAAAACAAAUCUAUUCCGCAAACACCAAUAAAUUAUGAACAAGAUCCAUGUGAAUAUUGGUGUGACAACAAUGUUAAUAUGAGUAUAAUAAUUGUAAUCACGUUUGCAUCAAUUGGAAUUGUUAUGUAUUGUUGCAGAAAUAAAAUUUUUUGGAUUUUGGGGAGCAAUAAAACAAACAGAAACGUCAGAACACUAGAAGAAUUGUUACCAUCUCGUGAUCAAAAUAUAAUACAUCAACCAAAUAUAAUACCUAACAGGGAUAACCUAAUCCAUAAUACUGACUUUGAUCCUAAAUGGGAAUUUCCAAGAAACAGGCUUAUUCUAGAAAAAGUAAUUGGCGAAGGAGCAUUCGGUAAAGUUUUAAAAGCUCAAGCUAUGGAUAUUACUGGUACAAAAGGCAUGUCAACGGUCGCAGUAAAAACCAUUAAACAAAAUGCUGGCAGUACCGAAAAAGAUGAUUUACUAUCAGAAUAUAAUCUGUUAAAAGAUGUUAAUCAUCCUAAUGUAGUAAAACUACUCGGAGCUUGCACCACUCAAGACGGACCAUUUUACCUCAUUAUAGAAUUCGCCAAAUAUGGUUCACUUAAAUCAUAUCUCCGCAAAAGUCGAAUUUUAAAUACCAACAUUGAUGGAUUUGUUUCCAACACUGAACAUUUUCAGCUAAAUGAUAGGAUGACAUCUUCAACUUUGCAAAUUUAUCCAAUCAACUCAAAAGAUAUUUUAACAUUUUCUUGGCAAAUAUCUAAGGGAAUGACUUAUCUUGCAGAACUAAAAUUAGUUCAUAGAGAUCUUGCUGCAAGAAAUAUAUUAGUCACUAAAGACAAAGUGUGUAAAGUAUCUGAUUUUGGUUUGACCAGAGACGUUUAUGAAGAUAACGCUUAUUUAAAAAAAACUAAAGGGAGAGUUCCAGUUAAAUGGAUGGCACCCGAAUCAUUAUCAGAUAAUAUAUACACAAGCAAAUCGGAUAUUUGGAGUUUUGGAAUUGUACUAUGGGAAUUAGUUACUUUAGGAACAGAUCCAUAUCCUGGAAUAGAUGCAAAAGAUUUAUUCAAAUUAUUGAAUGAAGGCUACCGAAUGGAUAAACCAAAUAAUUGUUCUACUGAAUUAUAUGAUAUCAUGAAUAGCUGUUGGGCAGAAGACCCUUACAGACGACCUAGUUUCAAAUCGUUAACUACAUCACUAGAAGAAAUGUUAGAAAAAGGAAAUGAUUAUUUAAAAUUGGAGUUCAAUCAAAUAGUUAACAACAUGUGUUAUCUAAUGAAUGACAAAGAAUCAGAAAAUAAAAAUGCAAUUGAAAACACAGAGGAAGAAGUAAAAUACGAAAUUCCGAAGUCUCAUAAUGAAAUAGGAAUGACAUAUGUUACAAUGAAUGAUUUUAUAUUUGAUCAUAAGGAAAAAACACAAAUUGUGUAAAGUCAUUAAAUAAUGUGAUUUGUUACCAAGUAAAAGUUACCCAAGUACGUACUAGUCAACUAAUAUACGAGUAUGCUUAAAUAUUGUAAAGGAUUUUGAUGUUUCAUUAUUUGUUAUUCAUUCUUUAAAAAAGUAAAUAAAAUAAUGCUUAAUUUGAUUUAAUAAAAAAAAUUUGA
Molecule: messenger RNA, 2508 nt
Organism: Sipha flava (yellow sugarcane aphid)
Lineage: Eukaryota; Metazoa; Arthropoda; Insecta; Hemiptera; Aphididae
Product: proto-oncogene tyrosine-protein kinase receptor Ret-like
Exons: 15
Coding region: 179-2332 (717 amino acids)
Biological process (GO): cell surface receptor protein tyrosine kinase signaling pathway; protein phosphorylation; multicellular organism development
Cellular component (GO): axon; signaling receptor complex
Molecular function (GO): transmembrane receptor protein tyrosine kinase activity; ATP binding
Source: RefSeq, a predicted model, not a curated record